AUGCUGACACUUCUGGAACUGCAGCCAACGGCCGGUCGGCCGGCACUUCUGGAUGCAAAGGCCGAUGCACAACAGAAGUCGGCAUUGGCCUUGGAACGAACCACAGAGAGCCGGGCGACGCAGGUGAAGCGCCUGCUCCUUGCGACGGGCCUGGCGGCUUCGACGGAAGCAAGGCUCCACUUCGUCGGGAGGCCUCCAACAUUCCAGUCGCACGCCUGGCUCCAGACGGCUCGGGCCGUUUCUCCCUCGCAGCCGGACCGCCAGGAGUCUGAUCUCCAUGUCAUCUCGCUCCGGAAGCCGCGGGACGCCGUGCGGGCGUGUCCAGUCAGGUCGUGCUGGACCUGGAAGGAGAAGGUGCUGGGGGAUGGACAUGACUUUUUCAUCCCGCGGCCAAGGACGACGCGGCGCCUGGCUUCCGUUUUCCGGUCAAUGCCAGGCGCAGACAUAGAGGAGGCGGUGGUCUUGGGAAACUGCAAGCGCUUCGACGUCUACCUGGCCUUGGAAAAACCGAAGCACACGGACUUGGUCUGCCAGCGCGUGGCGGACAUGACUGCCCAGCAGAUGGCCAGCUACCGCCAACAGCAGGGCGGCUGGCUGGAGGGGGCGAAGACCUGGCUCUUGCAGGCCUCCAACGGCUUCGAUGUGCCCGACUUGGUGUCCCCCCCAGAGCACUUGGGCGACCGUGCGGAGACUGAAGGCAUCCGCAGAGAUGCAUUGGCCCUCCAGAAGGCCUUUGAGGUCCGCUCCGGCUGCUGCGGGGUGACGGCAUACUGUGCCGCAGUGGCUGCCGGCUUGGAGGGGCGACCCAAGGAGGCGUUCAACCCUUGCUCCGCGCGGGACGCCCACAUCAUGCUGCAGCUGAAGCGCACGCUCGAGGCGGCGACCACGCCGGAGGAUGGCCGCGCCCCCUGCGGCAAGCGCCUGGGGCUGAUCUUUCGCAUCGCGCUGGAGGUGGGGAAGGCCGUGCGGAACCCAGAGCGUUUGCCGCAGCUCGAGCAGCUACAGGCCUAUGGCGAGGGUCGACUUUCGAAGGCUCCGCGCAGGUCCGCAGCCGCUGCGGCAGAGGUGGCCGAGAGGUCCAUCUUGCGGCCGGCCGUGGCGAAAUGUGCCUCCAAGCUGCAGGGCUUCCGCAAUGCCGGGCGGGUGACGGCUCUCAGAAGCAAGGCCGAAGAGUUGUUUCAGCAGCUACAGCUGGGCGCCUGCACCGCGAAGGAGUUGCAACAAGCGCGAAGGCGAUUGAACCGCCUGCUCCACGUUCCGACAUUAGCCUUGAAGGGCGGCGACGAAGUGGAUCAGGAGGCCAUCCUCGCAGACGUGCGGACGCUGGUAUCCACUACUUCGGGGCAGUCAGCAGACGAAAAGCGCGGAGGCUGCAGGCAAGACGGCGGCGGAGCUUGGCGAAACGAACG
Symbiodinium sp. CCMP2456 is the source of this 1409-nucleotide messenger RNA. The record is from the annotation of a GenBank genome assembly. NCBI's taxonomy places the organism in Eukaryota, Dinophyceae, Suessiales, Symbiodiniaceae.